GACCACGUGAAUGCCUGUUAUUAAAAACAAGCAAACACGAUUUAUUUGGCAUUGUAAGACGUUCAGACUUCAUUCACUCUGUUUAUUAUUGGUCAGAGAUGGUAACCUUUAUGUUAAAAGGAACUGUUUUGUCUGGUGACCCCAGUUAUCCCUGACAGAUGUAAAGCAAGUUACUCUGCCUCGUUACAUUUGGUUGGCAGCACGGACUGAAGUGGCCGUAACGUUAAACAGUUAGCCUUCAAAAAUAACCCCAACGGAGGUUAAAGUAGUUACAUUUACUAAAAGAACAACUUGCAACACCGAAGGCAUGAAUAAGCGAGAAGGUGAAGGAUGUCCCAGGAAAACUGCUGAUGCAGUGCAGGAUUGUGAUGCGAGUGCCCACCAAUCCUCACCUGUCAUUGCUGCUUUCAAAGUUUUCCAGCAGGAGCUUGACACCAAACACGACAAAUAUGAGCGUCUUGUUAAGGUCAGUCGAGACGUCACCAUCGAAAGCAAGAGGACAAUUUUUCUUUUACAUAGAGUCACCAGUGUACCAGAUGCAGAGGAAAUUCUUAAAGAAGCAGAAGGGAAACUGGAUGGAGUCAGGCAGAAAAUCGGGCACAUCGCUGAGGAGCUCAGAGGAGAGGACAUCUAUCAGUUUCACAGAGCUUUCACGCCAGGGAUCCAGGAGUACGUGGAGGCCGUGUCUUUCCUGCACUAUAUCCGUCAUCGCAGCCUCAUCAGCCUGGAGGAGAUCAAUGCCAGACUGGUUUUCAUGAGAACAGAGAAGGUGGAUCCUAAGGGCUCAGUUGACACCCUGCAGCCGGGAGCUCAGGUCCUGACCUUCCAGGUGACGCCCUCAGACUACCUUCUAGGCGUGGCCGACCUGACCGGAGAGCUGAUGCGGAUGUGCAUCAGCAGCGUGGGCAACGGCGACAUCGACACGCCCUUCCAGCUGAGCCAGUUCCUGCGGCAGAUCCACGACGGUUUCUCCUACAUUGGGAACACGGGCCCCUACGAGGUGUCCAAGAAGCUGCACACACUGCGACAGAGCCUGGGCAAAGUGGAGGACGCCUGCUAUGCCCUGCGUGUCCGCGGCUCAGAAAUCCCCAAACACAUGCUGGCCGAUGUGUUCUCCAGUAGGACCACACUCAUCGACCCCGAGGAAGGAGUGGUCUGAGUCCUGCACAGGCUUCAGCCACAUUGUUUAUGUUCUCUAUGGUGUCAUUGUCUGCUUUAGUUUUACACCAGUUGAAUGAUUGUAUGUAUUUUUAAUGGGAUUUGACAGAUGUUUGAUAUGUCUUGUGACAUGCUUGUUAAUUUUGUUGUUAUAAAAACUGUUUUACAAUAGACAGUGUUUUUUUUCCCCCCCUUUGAUAAAGAUCUGAUGACUUCACUUGUUUUGCAUGAAUAAAAGUUCUGUGCCAAAUA
Molecule: messenger RNA, 1410 nt
Organism: Micropterus salmoides (largemouth bass)
Lineage: Eukaryota; Metazoa; Chordata; Actinopteri; Centrarchiformes; Centrarchidae
Gene: tsnax
Product: translin-associated factor X
Exons: 6
Coding region: 308-1159 (283 amino acids)
Cellular component (GO): nucleus; cytoplasm
Molecular function (GO): RNA endonuclease activity; sequence-specific DNA binding; RNA binding
Source: RefSeq, a predicted model, not a curated record